AUGGCGAUAUUCCGACUGAAGAUGGGCGUCAAUUACAAUAAUUUGAAGGAUCUGCGAGACAAGGCAAAAAGAAAAAUUGAGCAGCGAAAAAAGCGUCAGAUGGAAAAGAGAACUCAAAAUAAUCCUGCCCAGAUCACGGAAAAUGCCCCACGUGACACUCAAAAGACGAUUCCGGUUAAAAACCUGACGGAAAUCUUCGAAAAACUCAGUUCGCAAGAAAAUCCACGAAAACGAAAACAUGAAGAAGAAGAAAAAAGUUGA
Molecule: messenger RNA, 261 nt
Organism: Oikopleura dioica
Lineage: Eukaryota; Metazoa; Chordata; Appendicularia; Copelata; Oikopleuridae
Source: the annotation of a GenBank genome assembly